AUGGCGAAAUGCUGGCUAGUGCUCCUCUGCUUGGUGUUCCUCCUGCCGGCGACGAGCGCGACGUCGUGCCACGCCGACGACCUCUGCACUCUGCGGGACUUUGCCCGGAACCUCACCGGCGGUGGCGUCAUCCUCCGUGCAGCGUGGUCCGGAACCACGUGUUGUGGCUGGGAAGGUGUGAACUGCGACGGCGUAAGUGGACGCGUCACGGCGCUGCGGCUCCCCGGGCGCGGCCUUGCAGGACCCAUUGCAGGAGCAUCCUUGGCAGGCCUGGCAUGGCUGGAGGAGCUCAACCUUGCCAACAACAGACUGAUCGGCACCAUUCCAUCGUGGAUUGGUGAGCUUGACCACCUUCGUUACUUGGAUCUCUCGGAUAAUUCAUUGAUUGGCGAGGUACCCAAGAGUUUGAUACGGUUCAAGGGCAUCGCCAUCGCUGGUCGUUCACUGGGUAAGGCUUUCACUAACAUGCCAUUGUAUGUGAAGCGUAAUAGAAGAACACUCCAACAACAACCUCAACCAAAUACGAUAUCAGGGACCAACAAUACCGUCAGAUCUGGGAGCACCAAUGUUGUUUCUGGGAAUGACAACACUGUCAUAUCUGGGAACAACAACAGUGUGUCAGGGAGUAACAACACUAUCGUAACCGGGAGUGACAAUACCGUAGUUGGAAGCAACCAUGUCGUAUCUGGGAACAAGCAUGUCAUAACUGACAACAACAAUGCCGUAUCCGGAAACGACAAUAAUGUAUCCGGGAGCUUCCAUACGGUAUCCGGGAGCCGCAAUACAGUAUCUGGGAGCAACAAUACCGUAUCUGGAAGCAACCAUGUCGUGUCUGGGAGCAACAAAGUCGUAACAGGAGAUGAAUGA
Molecule: messenger RNA, 867 nt
Organism: Triticum turgidum subsp. durum (durum wheat)
Lineage: Eukaryota; Viridiplantae; Streptophyta; Magnoliopsida; Poales; Poaceae
Source: the annotation of a GenBank genome assembly